GGGACAACCAUUUUGUAUAAUUUAUGUCUAAAACUGAAUUUCCUGGUUCCAGAGCCUUUCCGUUUCUUUCCUGCAUAUUUUUCUUUCAUUCCACCUAGUCUGCAAUGCUCCGCAACGCUCUAUCGGCAGCGACCCGCCCUGCUCUACAGCAGUCGCGAAAUGCGACCACUCUUUCGGCUGGUUUUCCAAAGGUGACGCAAAGACUACCGACCAAGUACGGGGGCGUAUACACCGUUACCCUCAUACCCGGUGACGGUAUCGGCGGUGAAAUAACAGACUCUGUCAAAGAGAUCUUUGAGCAUGUAAAUGCGCCCAUCGAGUGGGAGCAGUACAAUGUCUCUGGUGUCUCUUCAUCAGGAGAGGAUCUCUUCAAACAGGCAAUGGAGAGUCUCAAGCGCAACAGAGUUGGCCUCAAGGGUAUUCUCUUCACACCCAUAUCACAAACCGGUCAUAUCUCAUGGAACGUGGCCAUGCGUCAACAGCUCGACAUCUAUGCCUCUGUUGUCAUGUGCAAGUCUCUCCCUGGGUUCCCCACGCGCCACUCCAAUGUCGACUUUGCUAUCAUUCGUGAAAACACUGAGGGUGAAUACUCAGGCUUGGAGCACCAGAGUUAUCCCGGCGUGGUAGAGAGUUUGAAGGUCUCUACAAGGGCCAAGGCUGAACGUAUCGCACGCUUUGCUUUCGACUUUGCCCUCAAGAAUAACCGCAAGAAAGUGACAUGUGUGCACAAGGCUAACAUCAUGAAGCUCGGCGAUGGUCUCUUCUUGAAUACCUUCCGCCGAAUUGCAGAGGAGUACAAAUCUGCAGGCAUUGUGUCCAAUGAUAUGAUUAUCGACAACACCUCCAUGCAACUGGUGGCCAAACCUGGUCAAUUCGAUGUCAUGGUCAUGCCUAACUUGUAUGGUGCUAUCAUUUCCAAUAUUGGUGCCGCACUCGUCGGCGGUCCGGGUAUUGUUCCGGGAUGUAACAUCGGCCGUGACUAUGCCCUAUUUGAGCCUGGAUGCAGACACGUUGCUUCAGACAUCAUGGGAACCAACCGUGCCAACCCCACCGCUAUGGUUUUGAGCGCCACUAUGAUGCUCAGACAUCUUGGUCUCGAUUCCAUCGCCAACAGCAUUGCAAGCGCGACCUUCGAUGUCAUCAACGCCGGAGAGGUCAGGACCGCAGACAUGGGCGGUGCUGCAACGACAUCGGAGUUCACCAAUGCUAUCAUCAAAAAGCUUUAAGCUGUCUUUGGAUUCUUGGCGCUACACAGCAGGUACGGGGCACGGAGUCGACUGACGACAAUGCUAUAUAGAUGUUACAUUAGAUGUAGAUAAGUCCAGCGGUCAUCACAUACGGUAUCCCGAACACUCGUUUAUGCCUUGGGCGAUGCAUUAAUGGAUUGGAUUCAUUGCUGUUUAUGAUUCAAAGCGAGUUCUACGUGGUCACGGUAUCCUGUUCCAGUACAGCCUUGUAUUCUCGUGUCAUGCGUUUUUGACCUUCGGCCGCCCAGACUCGGACAUGACUGCUGCAUGACUUGAUCUUUCGAAUGGCC
Molecule: messenger RNA, 1537 nt
Organism: Suillus paluster
Lineage: Eukaryota; Fungi; Basidiomycota; Agaricomycetes; Boletales; Suillaceae
Exons: 10
Coding region: 105-1226 (373 amino acids)
Biological process (GO): isocitrate metabolic process; tricarboxylic acid cycle
Cellular component (GO): mitochondrion
Molecular function (GO): isocitrate dehydrogenase (NAD+) activity
Source: RefSeq, a predicted model, not a curated record